This is a messenger RNA of Arabidopsis arenosa, 2430 nucleotides long. NCBI's taxonomy places the organism in Eukaryota, Viridiplantae, Streptophyta, Magnoliopsida, Brassicales, Brassicaceae. The record is from the annotation of a GenBank genome assembly.
GAAAGACAAAAUUCUGACCGGCAAGAGCGGGGGAUGAUAAAACGGGAAUUGAUCGUUAAUCUCCGCACGUUCAUCGGAAAUUUCGUACGCUGCUGCUCUGAAUCAACACCAAUCUUCUUCCUCCAUUGAAUCUCUUCUUCGCGACGAAAAAUCUUGGAGCUAAUCUUCGCUAAUCGUCCUGCAUUCUCCGGUUGUUGUUUGCUCGUUAAGUAAGGCAAAGCGUUGUCUGAGCUAGCGUUGGAUUGGUAAAAUGGAAACUGUUCCUGCUGACUCUUCAUCUCAGUCUCCAGCUAUAGUAUCUGAGAAAGAUGUAACCAUUCCUGGUAAUUCUGAACCUUCUGAAAAUGCUAUGGGCGUUGUACAAGAUCCCGUGAGCGCUGCAAGAGAAGCUCAUGAAGACUCCAUUAGUACAGAAGCUUCAAUUGCAAUGGUUGAUGAUACUCAAAUGCCUGCUAGUUCUACCGGCUCUGAACCUUUAAGUAAAACGGAUGAUAUAGUUCCAUGCCCGCCAGGUUCCUCCCCACGCGAAUCACCGCCAUCUAUAUUUUCUUCUUCUGGUCUUUCUUCUUGGGCCAAGAGUUUUAAAUUCCCGCAGCAAGAUCCAAACGCUGCAGAUUCUGGGAUGUCAGCUUUCACAAGAUUCACCUCUGAACUUGGUCUGCAUUUGCCAACGAAAGGGUCUGAGGAGGUUGGUGACUCUAGAUCACCAAACACACACGUUGGUGGUGCUCUUGAGUCUCUCACAAAAGCUGUGGUUGAUUCAUCUCGUGGUGCCGUAAAAGCAAUGCAGGUGAAAGCACGCCACAUUGUCUCUCAGAACAAAAGAAGAUAUCAGGAGGGGGAAUUCGAUUUGGACAUGACAUAUAUAACUGAGAAUAUAAUUGCAAUGGGGUUCCCAGCUGGUGACAUAAGCUCUGGUCUUUUCGGAUUUUUCGAGGGACUAUAUCGUAAUCACAUGGAAGAGGUGAUAAAGUUUUUUGAAACUCAUCAUAAGGAUAAAUAUAAAGUCUACAACCUUUGUUCAGAGAGGUUAUACGAUGCUUCAAGAUUUGAGGGGAAGGUUGCAUCUUUCCCAUUUGAUGACCAUAAUUGUCCUCCUAUCCAAUUGAUACCAUCAUUUUGUCAAAGUGCAUACACAUGGUUGAAGGAAGAUAUCCAAAAUGUAGUGGUAGUUCAUUGUAAAGCUGGAAUGGCAAGAACCGGAUUAAUGAUUUGCUGUCUUCUUCUAUAUCUUAAGUUCUUUCCUACAGCUGAGGAGGCUAUUGAUUACUAUAACCAAAAGAGAUGUCUUGAUGGGAAAGCUCUCGUUCUCCCAAGUCAGAUUCGAUAUGUCAAGUACUACGAACGUGUUCAAAAUCAAUUUGACGGGAAAGUUCCACCUGAACGAAGAUGCAUGCUCAGAGGGUUUCGCCUAAUCAACUGCCCUUACUGGAUUAGACCUGCCAUUACGAUCUCCAACCACACUGAUAUACUUUUCUCAACAAAGAAACAUCAGAAAACCAAGGAUUUGGGGCCUGAAGAUUUUUGGAUAAAGGCACCCAAAAAAGGAGUUGUUGUCUUUGCAAUACCUGGUGAAGCUGGUUUAACAGAAUUAGCCGGCGACUUCAAAAUCCACUUUCAAGAUAGUGAUGGAGAUUUCUACUGUUGGCUAAAUACUACACUGACUGAUAACAGAACAAUGCUGAAAGGUAGUGACUUCGAUGGCUUUGAAAAGAGAAAACUGCCUGCACCAGGUUUUCAUGUCGAGAUCGUAAUGAUAGAACCCGACAAUUCACAACCAACAAAAUCCAAAUCUGAUUCCACCCAACAACAAUCUCAAAGCAACUCCAGUGCUGAUUCCAGCAAACUCAAGUCAAAUGAGAAAGACGAUGAUGUAUUCUCCGACAGUGAUGGGGAAGAGGAAGGAAACUCAAAAUCCACAGAGUCUUAUUCAACUACCGAUAAAACUUCAGACUCGAUGCACAUAACUAGUACACCUCAUCAGAUCAAUGAGCCACCUAAGAGAGAUGACCCUUCCGCAAACAGAAGUGUCACAAGUUCAUCGUCCUCGGGUCAUUAUAAUCCAGUACCAAACGACUCAUUAGUAGUUAGUGAUAUUAAAGCUAUUGCUGCAGACGCAUCCGUCUUCUCCUUUGGAGAUGAGGAAGAAGACUAUGAAAGCGACUGAGCUUGAAAACUCAGGUUUUAUCACAAUUAUCAUACACAAACAAGUAUAACAGACUCUGUAUUGACUCUGUUUCUAUAUAGCUUCCCAUUAUAAGAGAUAACAAUUGUAACGAUUGCAAAUUGUAAAACAAAACAACAGAAACUUUUUAUUGUUUCCCAAUUGCAUUUGUGGUUGGAGAUAAUCUCAUUCCUGAAUCUUCAACUCUUCAAUUUCCUUAUCAGCGUCGUAUUCUAGUACUGUGACAAUAUACUAGUUUUGCCAUU